Molecule: messenger RNA, 3664 nt
Organism: Capra hircus (goat)
Lineage: Eukaryota; Metazoa; Chordata; Mammalia; Artiodactyla; Bovidae
Gene: PPDPFL
Product: chromosome 14 C8orf22 homolog
Exons: 5
Coding region: 273-626 (117 amino acids)
Biological process (GO): multicellular organism development; cell differentiation
Source: RefSeq, a predicted model, not a curated record
AGGCAGGGUGCCCCUGGCUCUGCCUGCAGUGGCCCAGUGCCCACCUGCGUCCACUCCCAGCUCAAGUUCCUGCCUUCCAGACCGAGGGGUACUGUGCUCCCUGACGGCUCACUCCUUGCCCCAUAGCAGGUCUGUCCUGGAUCACCAUCAAUCAGCCCUUCCCAACUCUGCAUUUUCUGAAGAAGCUGUAGACCCACGUUCACUGGAAGAGCAGGCUGAAGAAAGCAGGCAGGCUGCCGGGCACCAACUCACUGGCUCCUGCUCAGGGCACAAUGGCAUCCGUGCCUUCCGCUGGUUGUCUUCUGGCCAGAAAUCAGUAUUAUCGAAAGGCCAGUGUUUCUUCAGGCACCUCUUUAACUAGCCCUGAUUCUGCCAACUUCGUAGGUGAUGACAAAGCCCAGCUAGGAUCACCCGAAGUGGCAGAAUCCACCUGGUGGUUUAAAUCCUUUUUCCAGUCUGUACCUGUGUUUUCAAAUGUAAAAAGAGAAGAUCAGUCUGCUUGUGGGGGGAAUGGACCAGGAAGCAGAAGCAAGGUACCUUUAGGAACAAAUAACUACUCUCUACUCCAACAAGAGGAAUCACAGAGCCUUGGAGAAAUGGCUGAUUCUGGAACAGUAAAACAGUAAAAGACAAGCCUGGACCAUUUCAUGAUGCCCCCAAAGAUACAAAUGCCCCCCAAUGAUGGGGAUAUAUCAAAAUGACACGGGAAUGAAUUGGGCACGUCUGGGACUAUUUCAGCAAUAUUUUUCCAGUUUACCUUGACUGUGAAGACAACCUAGCUUACAAAUAAGCAUUUCUCAGCUGAUGAUCUUUGCUUUGCGGUUUGGAGGGCAGUGUUGUAACAGUUAACUACACUAUGCAAAGUAUUACCAUUGUUUGCAACUCUAUGUAAUAGCCACCCUCUGAGGCCCUGCAGGUGCGACCCCCGGACCCUUUAGCACCUGAGCUACUCCUGGUGAUCGUCUCCUUUAUAAGAAGAUGAAAACCUUCUGGAUAUCUCACUUACAAGACAAGACAAGACCGCUGCAGCCACACACAUGGCAAAAGUUUAGGCAUUUUCUUCAAUGUUGAGAGUAUUCCUGCCACCGGUGUCAGCUACAUGGAGAACACUGGAAAAGCCUUUGAAAACAUGUGACCUUCAAAUAUACAUGAUACCUUCAAACAUACAAAGAUUCAUGUGAAAUAGCCUUUUCAUUACCCUUAUAAUUUUUCAAAUUUUUUAAAAAUCAAAAAUUGUGUGUUAAUUUUCAAAAAGCUUGUUAAACUCUCAUUACAUCUGUUAAUUGUUUUAUUAUGCCUGAAAACUGAAGCAUUCAUGCCUAACAUAAUUGUUUUAAGAGCCCUGGAUUCAGAAGUGUAAAAAAAGAGUUGCAGAAAUUAUAUUUUUAAUCAUGAACAUUGGAAAUAGAAAACAUACCCAUUAAUACAUUAUCUGUUGAAUACAUUACUGUACAUAUUUGGUUAUGUAGACUUUAAAAUUCAUGAUUGUAAAUUAUUUUCAACAGCAUGGAAAACCAUGAUGAUACCAAGUUGGAUGAAAAAAAGCAGGAUAAUCUGUAUAUGAUAUGAACUUUGUCGUAUUUAAAAGGUAUAUAUGCUUAAGAGUAGAUUGGAAGGGAAUAUAUCAAAAUGGUAACAAUGGUUAUUUUUAGAGAUGGGAGUUUGGGUGGUUUUCAUUUUCUUCUUUGUAUUUUUCUGUACCUUUUCAAAUUGACUAAUAUGAUCAUGGUUUUGUGUAUAAUUUGGAAUACAUAGAGGAGGGCUGGAAUACACUUUCUGAAUGUGAAUAUUCCUGACAUCAGAUAGAAUAUUUCCUUCUUUCCUUCAUGUUUGGUAGAUAAUGCUAAAGGAGCUUCAGCUGAACGUUUUCUGAUACUACUAGCAAAUAUCUUUCAACGUAAGCUGCCAGUCUUAGCAGUUAGGGAUGCUGCGUUCACCCAGAGGUAGACAUCAGUACACGCUGGUGUGGCUGACGGUGCACUAACCACCUGAAGGGAGCACUGUCUUUCUGCCAACACAGGACCAUGCAGACAUGGCAGGAUGGCCUCCUCAGUGAUGGACACCUCACCAGCCUUCACUGGUCCCUCCAGAUGGGAUGUGUUCUCCUUCUAAGUCACGUUCCUUCAUCACUUUGCUGUCAGUGAAGGGAUUCAAAGAUCCCUGUGGCCCAAUAGUACUUCAUUGCUGACAUUACUGCUCUUCUAAUGGUUACUUGCCUUUACACUUUUUAUGCAUUAGUGGAGGCUCAUUAAAUCUUUGAGCUCUACAUUUCAUUUGCCUUUACUCUAAAAUCAAAUUAGCAUGAUUGAAGACUGAAUUUUUCCAAAGUGAGAGAAAAGUGCAGUGAAACAAAAUGGUAAAUUGUGGGAGGUUUUGUUUUUAAUUUGAGAUUAUUAACAAAUUCCUUUUUUUGGUAAUCACUUGGGAUAUGUGUGAACAGAUGGCUUGUUUAGUUUAUUGGGUAAAUUUCCCCAAAUAAGCUAUCAAGUCGGUAUUUACUUUGUCUACUUAGAAAGAUACUGUUUGUUAAGUUACAUUUUGCCUUUGUGUUUGCAGUAUUUUUAAUGUGUUUAGUGCUGUUACUGAAGGUUAUUAUUGUUUAAGAUAGUUAAAUUUUACAUAAGGUUUUAAAUCCAACAUAUUAUCAUGAACAUAUAUAGUUAUUAAGCACUUUAGAUUAAUGUAUAUAUACACACACACUACAUCUAUUUGUGUGGAUUUGUAGUUGCCAGAUAAAUAGAUGUAUAGCUAUAGAUCCUCUGAAAAAUAUUAGGAGUCUUUCCAAAAAAUAAUGUUAAAGUGAACUCAUAUAACGUUUGGCUUCCCUGGUGGCUCUGUCAGUAAGGAAUCUGCCCGCCAUGCAGGACGCUCAAGUUCAAUCCCGGGUCAGGAGGAUCCCCUUGAGAAGGAAAUGGCAACCUACUCCAGUAUUCUUGCCUGAAGAAUCCCAUGGACAGAGGAGCCUGGUGGCUGAAGUCCAUGGGGUUGCAAAGAAUCGGACAUGACUUUGUGACUGUACCACAUACAAUGAUUAAAAACUGAAAGGCUUGCUUUGUGCUAUUCCAGAGUUUCUACAGAAUUAUGAUGAUAGAAAUAGUGACAACAGAAUGUCUCUUAGGUAAAUUCUAGAUAAUUGAUUCUCAUGCAAUUUUCCCACCAUUCAGACACUUUGGGGCUGUACUUUAAAAAGUACCUCAGAUGUAGGUCUCAGCAUUAACUGUGGUUUUAGUUAAAACAUCUCCUGGCUUUGUUGCCUACUGAAGAGAUAAUAAAUAGUAAAGGUAAUUAUGUCAGAGGGGUGUCCAUGUGAUCUGAAACAAGCUAUGAUCAUUCUAGCGUGAUUUAUGAAAUGCUAUUUGACUGGCCCUGGAUGUUGGUAUCAAACGAAACAAAGCUUUGAUAAUUUGCCCUCAGUUUCUAUGGAAGUUUAUGUUGAGAUUCCACUAACCUUUUUGUGAAGUGGUUUUGAUGGCAGGUUGGAUAUUAUUGGCCCCAUAUUGAUUACAGAUAAAGCCACCAACAGCCAGUCCAAUUCUGUCUGAAGUCCUUCUGCUGGAGCUUAGGCCUAUUUGAUGCUUCAUACAUUUUGUAGAAGUUUAGGUUGUUAGGCCAAUACUUUGGCCAUCUGAUGCAAACAGCUGACUCAUUGGAAAAGACCCUAAUG